AUGGAUAAUUAUAUUUUUAUCAGAGUGGUUGGGAAAGGGAGCUACGGAGAGGUGAACUUGGUGAGGCAUAGAGCAGACCGAAAACAGUAUGUGAUAAAAAAGCUGAAUUUAACCACCUCCUCAAAACGGGAACGUCGGGCUGCUGAGCAGGAGGCGCAGCUUCUAUCCCAACUGCGACAUCCCAACAUUGUGACAUACAGGGAAUCCUGGGAAGGAACCGACCUUCAACUUUACAUCGUGAUGGGCUUCUGCGAAGGCGGCGACCUCUAUCACAGACUCAAACAGCAAAAGGGAGAGCUGCUACCAGAGAGGCAGGUGGUGGAAUGGUUUGUCCAGAUCGCCAUGGCGCUCCAGUAUCUUCAUGAAAGGAACAUUCUUCAUCGAGACCUGAAAACACAAAAUAUCUUCCUGACCAAGACCAAUAUCAUUAAAGUCGGGGACCUCGGCAUUGCACGGGUCUUGGAGAACCAGAACGAUAUGGCGAGCACACUUAUUGGAACUCCUUACUAUAUGAGUCCAGAGCUGUUCUCUAAUAAACCCUACAAUCACAAGUCAGACGUAUGGGCCCUAGGUUGCUGUGUUUACGAAAUGUCUACACUAAAACACGCCUUUAAUGCCAAGGAUAUGAAUUCACUCGUCUAUCGCAUCGUAGAAGGAAAGUUGCCACAGAUGCCAAGCAAAUACGACCCUCAGCUCGGAGAGUUGAUCAAGCGCAUGUUGUGUAAAAGGCCGGACGACCGGCCGGAUGUCAAACUCAUUCUGCGGCAACCUUACAUCAAGCAACAAAUUGCUUUGUUCCUGGAGGCCACCAAAGAAAUAACUGCUAAAUCGAGAAAAAAAGCCGCUGGUGGUAACAGUGUUGUUAAAAGCAACGAUGUAGCCAUUGUGGUGCAGCCUCAGCGAAAACCCGAGCAAAGACUUCCAAGUCCUCAGCCAGAAUCUAUUCCGAGGUUAAAACCGAAGGACAAAUCACAGCCACACAAAAAUCACGCUGACUGCAUCCCUGUUCGGAAAACUCCCCCGCCCAAGCCGUCCUUGCCCGACGUUCUCAAAAGCAGCAUCACCUCCGUGGCCAGUAUCAGCAACAUCCAAGUUGAGAUGAAUCCCCAGGAAGGUGCAAAUGCAAUGAGGAAGCCAUUAGAGACAUCUCAGUUAGCUUUAGCACAACAGCACACUAAGACAAAGGAUGUCAAGCCCCCGCUGAAACUCGUCUCGGCAGCUGGUAGGAAGGGAGAAGAUGAGAAAAAAGUAUCUCAUGAAGUUCGUCCUUUUCGGGGCACCUUUUCUGUCCCUGAUGACACAAUGGAACUCCUUAAAGAAGCUAACACACCAGCUAACAUACCAGAACCGAAGCUAGAAGCGGAGCAAGGAUCAGAUUUGGAGAAGAGAUCUGAACAGAAAAUCACCUUGGAAAAGGCAGAGAUAAAUAUGAAGUGUAUUCAAACUGAUUCAGUGAAUGUCAACGGAGUUCAAACACGACAUACGCAUGAGAACUUGGAGUCGACAGAAAAGCUGCUAGAGCCAUUGCCUCCAACAGUUGAACCUCCUGUAGACAAGUUCCUCUCUGCCCAAGAACCUGCUGUCUCACUUGAUCACAGUGGGAGGGACAAAAGACCAACAAGUGUUGAUCAUCAGAAGACCAUCGCGCCCAGACCUCUGCUUCUGCAUCCUGUUGAAUCGUCAUUAGAACCGAGAAAUAGCAAGAUACUGGACGAGAAUCUAACAUUGAAAACAUGUGGAGACGGCCUAUUUAAUCGACCCAAGGAGCGCCCUCUAUCUGCCAGAGAGAGAAGGCGGCUGAGGCAAUCACGAGACACUGUCUGCCAAUCAGGUGCUGUAAGAACAUCUCAAGAUGUCACUGCCUCCAAGGCCAAACACUGUAACAUUCCAAUUUCCAACUCUGACUGUGUUACUCAGAGCAAUCAGGAAAAGGACGAAGACGAAUACAGUUCCUCCACAAGCUCCACAGAACACGCAGAGGGAGAUUGCAAAGAAAGGCGAGUCGACUCCAACGACAUGCAAGAUUUAGUCCACAUGAUGACCCAAACUUUGGGGAUUGGCGACGUGGACAAACGUGAAUACGACUCCACGUCGUUGCCGGAAUUCAAACUGAACCGGAAGUACAGGGACACCCUCGCGCUGCACGGCAAGGCUCGACAGGAAGCGGAGAACUUGUCCCUGGGUGAAAUCCCAAUAGGCUCUACGUCCGGUACAGCCAAGAUCAGGAGGGCCGUCGAGCACCUGAGAACUGAUGUGGUGAAGGGCCUUGGGGUCAAGCUCUUGGACAAAGUCCUGGAAAUCAUGGAGGAGGAGGAUGACACUAAACGAGAACUUUGCCUACGUCAACAAAUGGGCGAUGACAAGUAUCACGCUUAUGCUGUGAUGGUGAGACAACUGAAAUUCUUCGAGGAGAUCGCCUUCAAGGUUUAG
Messenger RNA from Nerophis lumbriciformis (worm pipefish), 2430 nucleotides. Lineage: Eukaryota; Metazoa; Chordata; Actinopteri; Syngnathiformes; Syngnathidae. The record is from RefSeq and is a predicted model, not a curated record.